Molecule: messenger RNA, 2610 nt
Organism: Aedes albopictus (Asian tiger mosquito)
Lineage: Eukaryota; Metazoa; Arthropoda; Insecta; Diptera; Culicidae
Gene: Ns3
Product: large subunit GTPase 1 homolog
Exons: 4
Coding region: 273-2135 (620 amino acids)
Biological process (GO): ribosomal subunit export from nucleus
Cellular component (GO): cytosol
Molecular function (GO): GTP binding; GTPase activity
Source: RefSeq, a predicted model, not a curated record
AAUUGUUUUGAUGUUUUCGGAUUCGGUUUUCGCGCAUCGAGUGAAAAACAUUUUCCGCACAAAAAUCAGUAAAAUUUACCCGGAAAAUCGUGAAAAUCAGCAGUAAAUUCGGCUUAACUCAGUGAAUAUUGUGACCCGCUGUUUGUGUCAUCGAAUAGUGUAGAAAUCUGCACGAAAUAGUCGAUUUUCGGUGCAAAACGGUAGCCGAUCGAGGAGGUCCUACCAGAAGCACGUGUUUACGUUUUGUUCAAUAGGAAAAUAAACUAAGAAAAAUGGGCAAAAAGAAAGCCAACCAGUUGGGUAGGUCGCUGAUUAAGGACCGCUUCGGCCAGGGCAACCGGAAGACCGUGGAUAACAAUAGUAUGCUUCACACCACCGAAGUUCAGGACGGAUACGAUUGGGGUCGGCUGAAUUUGCAAUCCGUCACGGAGGAAUCGUCCUUUCAGGAGUUUUUGCGAACCGCCGAAUUGGCGGGAACGGAAUUCCAAGCCGAGAAGUUGAACAUCACCUAUGUUAAUCCGAAGGCCAAGGUUGGGUUGUUGACUAAUAAUGAGAGGGUGGCGAUCGAGCGGAAGCAGGUGGACAAGAAGGGUUUGCUGAAGAUUCCCAGGAGGCCGAAAUGGACCAAGGAGACGACUCCGGAGGAGCUACAAACCAUGGAGAAUGAAAACUUUCUGGACUGGAGAAGAGGAUUGGCCGCCCUGCAGGAGGAGGAUGGAAUGUUGAUGACUCCGUACGAGCGGAAUUUGGACUUUUGGCGGCAGUUGUGGAGAGUGGUGGAGCGAUCGGAUAUUGUGGUGCAGAUUGUGGACGGGCGGAAUCCACUGCUGUUCCGGAGUGAAGAUUUGGAGCGGUACGUGAAGGAGGUGGACGAGAAGAAAAUGAACAUGAUUUUAAUUAACAAAUCGGAUUUCCUGAAUGAGGACCAACGAACAGCUUGGGCGAAGUAUUUCGAUGAGCAGGGAAUCCGGGUGGCGUUUUUUUCGGCGACAGAGUCCGUGGAGGAAGCCAAGCGGGAACAGGAGGAACGGGAAGCGAGGGAAGAACGCGGUGAUCAGGAGGAGGAGGACGAGGAAGACGAAGUUAACGAUGAGCUGGGCGAGAAGCUAAAGGGAUUGGAAGUGAAAAUCGAUCAAGUGGAAAACGUUCUGGAGAAGCUGGAAGAAAAAAUUGAGCAGCUUGCAGAGGAUGGAAAUGCGAGUUCAUCAGCAUCAGAACCUGCCACAAAAAUCCGGAACAAUCCCAAAAUCCUCACAAACACAGAACUGAUUGCCCUGUUCAAAAGUCUGCACAAGGAAGAACGCGUCACCAGUGGCCUGGUGACGGUCGGUUUGGUCGGAUACCCGAACGUCGGCAAAAGCAGCACCAUCAACGCCGUAUUCCUGGAAAAGAAAGUAUCCGUCUCGGCCACUCCCGGUAAGACCAAACACUUCCAGACGCUCUACGUGGACAGUGAGCUGCUGUUCUGCGAUUGCCCGGGAUUGGUUAUGCCCAGCUUCUGCACCACCAAGGCAGACAUGAUCCUGAACGGCAUCCUUCCGAUCGACCAGAUGCGCGAUCACGUUCCUCCGGUGAAUCUACUGUGCACGCUUAUACCACGACACGUCCUAGAGGACACGUACGGAAUUAUGAUCACGAAACCGUUGGAGGCGGAGGAUCCCAAUCGGCCACCGUUUGCUGAGGAACUUUUGCUGGCAUUUGCGUACAAUCGGGGUUACAUGACCGCCAACGGACAACCGGAUCAGUCUCGGGGAUCGCGAUACGUACUGAAGGACUUUGUCAACGGGAAGUUGCUGUAUUGUCAUGCCCCGCCGAACGUGGAUCAGAAAGAAUUCCAUAAGUUUCUCGAACGUCAGAAAGAGGAAGUGGACAUCAAACUGCUGCCGCCGCGACAACAGAGAGCAAUGAAGAUGGGCACCACCACCGGCAAUGAUGUCGAUGCACAAUUUUUCCAGGACCGUUCGGCCACCGGUUUCGUCAAGGGUCGCAGUGACUUUCCGAACGUACGGUUACCGCCGGGAACUGCCAAUCCACAGGAAGCCGGAGUCAUCAUCGCGGGGAAACCGUGGAAGCACCAGAAACGAGAAAAGCGGGAAAAACUUCGCCGGAAGUACGCCCACCUCGAUCAGCAUUGAUUUGGUGGUCUGGGGGAAGGGUCAUGCAGAAGAGAAAACCCAGUUCCAAUAAACUGUCUUUGUAACUUUAUUGUUUGUUGUACAAAAGAGGAAAUUACACAUCUUUUAUAUUAAAUAUAAAUAUGUAUCAUAAUAUAGUUUGCUUACAGAGUAAUAUCGAAUCACCUCGUGUUUGCUUGCUAGUGUAGUGUUUGAAUUUGUUGUUUUUGGAUUAAAACCAGUUGUUUGUGUCCCUUUCCUCCUGUCCCAUAUCCCAUCAUUGGUUAUUGUUUCGUGGUUCACUAUUUUACUCUUUGUUCCUACAGUAGGUAUGUAUAAUUUUUCGAACAUCAACUUCGAUUCAAUUCCGAAACAAAACAAAGAAACCCGGAAGGACGUAACCCAAUUUUAAUUUGAAAGCUAGAAAUUGUUUUGCUAUUAGUUUCCCCCUUUUUUUGAAGUUCCCUCGAAAACAUCUCAGUGGUUCUUUCCGGUA